AUGCCUAUGAAGCUCAAAUUGAACGUGCCCUACUUGAUCCGUGCGCCUCGGGAGAACACCUACCUGACUGCAGAUACAUCUGGCAGCUACCAAGGAACAUUUUUUGGUUACAUGUAUUAUGCUCGCAAAAGUUCUGCCAGCAAGUUCAUGUUUCGAAAGGUCGGGGCCCGGAAUGACACGGGUGAUAUUACUGACGGCGCGGAGGUCGAGCUGACUCUAUGUGAUGAUACUGGUAAGGGUGUUGGUGUGGUGGAGCGCUUUGGCGGCGAUUCCACAACCCUGAUGGUUAGCAAGUUUGGCGUGGAAGAAGACUUGGCUACGACCCAGAACUCAAAGCUGGAAUACAUCAAAGGAUAA
This is a messenger RNA of Penicillium manginii, 357 nucleotides long. RefSeq lists its product as uncharacterized. The transcript has a single exon. NCBI's taxonomy places the organism in Eukaryota, Fungi, Ascomycota, Eurotiomycetes, Eurotiales, Aspergillaceae. The record is from RefSeq and is a predicted model, not a curated record. Bases 1 to 357 code for a protein of 118 amino acids.